Molecule: messenger RNA, 6888 nt
Organism: Meriones unguiculatus (Mongolian gerbil)
Lineage: Eukaryota; Metazoa; Chordata; Mammalia; Rodentia; Muridae
Gene: Cgas
Product: cyclic GMP-AMP synthase
Exons: 5
Coding region: 653-2128 (491 amino acids)
Biological process (GO): activation of innate immune response; positive regulation of defense response to virus by host; negative regulation of double-strand break repair via homologous recombination
Cellular component (GO): cytosol; site of double-strand break; nucleus
Molecular function (GO): chromatin binding; double-stranded DNA binding; 2',3'-cyclic GMP-AMP synthase activity
Source: RefSeq, a predicted model, not a curated record
GCCACUUUUGACAAGAUCGGCUUCAGAAAUCACUUUCUGGAAGUGUGCAUUGAAGUGCUCCGGGAUCUCUGCAGCCAAAUCAGUAGGAUGGUUUACUCUGUGCUGUUUAUGAAAAUCACAACACGUACUUAAAACAACUUCCUUAAGAUUUCAUGGGCUUCUUAGAAAGCCAGAUAAGUAGAAAUACUAAUUCCAAACAGUCAAUCUACCUUGCAAAGGGUCAGUGUAUUUCAAUUUCUCAUUGACAGUAGCAGCAAAUUCUUAUCUAAAGCUUACAUAUAAAGCGUUUUAAUCAACUUCAAACGUGCGGAAGACGGCAGUGUCCUCAAAUACAGAUCAAAUCGGGCCUUCUAGGCUGCUGUCAGUGUUUUCCGUGUCUGCGGUUAACGAGGGGUGGGUGGUUUCCCAGCCGGCAGCCCAGCUGCUGUCCUGGGGUGAGAAAGUUCUCGUCUCCCGGACCGCCUCUUCCUGGCGGCGGCCUCACGUGGGCCCCUGCGCCCGCCUGCGGCGGCACAGAGCGGCAGCGUUCCCGCCGAAAUUUAAGUUUCGUUUCCAGAGGUGACCGGGAGUUCCUCUUCCCGGGUCCUUUCGGGGCCUUUCUCGGAAGCCGGGUCUUUUUUUUUUUUUUUUCCGGGAGCGCAGAGCCGCAGAGAUGGAAGGUUCGCGUAGAAGGACGACGGCGCCGCGCGCUAGGCCGGCUGCGACGCGCCCCACGAGGGAGGCCGGCGGGACCGCGGCCGCCCUCCCCGACGCGGGGAGCCACGGCCCGCCAAGGGGGGCGCGAUCGCGACGUGGGGAGCUCGACGGGGCCCCCGCCGAGACGCCACGCGCCCGGGCGGCCCCCAGAAGGGCGCCCGCGCGCCCCCGGGACACACAGCCACCGGCCACGGACGGCGCGCGGGCCGCCGAGCGCCCUGCCGUGCCGGAGCCCCAGCCGCCGGCGGACCCCGAGGCGCCGGCCGUCGCAAGGAGACCCAGCAGCAGGAGGGGCGGCCGCUCCACGGCCAGGCAACCCAGAGCGCCGCGGAGGUCCAGGAGGGAGCGGGACCAGCUAAUGGAUGUGCUGCAUGCUUUGAGGUUGAGACGCCAGGAGACCUGUGUGUCGGCCAAUACUGUGAACACGGUCGUGACGCGCCUGCUGCGCGGGCUGGGGAAUCGUGAGUCCGAAUUCGAAGGCGUGGAGCAGCUGAACACUGGCAGCUACUAUGAGCACGUGAAGAUUUCUGCUCCUAAUGAAUUUGAUGUUAUGUUUAAGCUGGAAGUCCCCAGAAUUCAGCUACAAGAAUAUUAUGACAGUGGUGCUUUUUAUCUUGUGAAGUUCAAAAGAAUUCCACGAGGAAAUCCUUUUGGUCAUUUUUUAGAAGGGGAAAUAUUAUCAGCUACCAAGAUGUUGUCAAAGUUUAGGAAAAUCAUUAAAGAAGAAGUUAAAGAAAUCAAAGAUAUAGAUGUCACUGUGGAGGAGGAAAAACCAGGAAGCCCUGCUGUAACACUUCUAAUCAGGAACCCUGAAGAAAUAUCUGUGGAUAUAAUUCUGGCUUUGGAAUCAAAGGGCAGCUGGCCUGAGAGUACCAGAGAAGGACUACCCAUCCAAAGCUGGCUUGGCACAAAAGUUAGGACCAAUCUAAGAAGAGAUCCAUUUUAUCUUGUACCCAAGAAUGCAAAACAUGGAAAAGGUUUUCAAGGACAGACAUGGCGCCUCUCUUUUUCUCAUACUGAAAAAUACAUUUUGAAUAAUCAUGGGACAGAGAAAAAAUGUUGUGAAUCGGGUGGAGUGAAAUGUUGCAGGAAAGCAUGCUUAAAACUAAUGAAAUACCUUUUGGAACGGUUGAAACAAGAAUUUCAAGAACUAGAUGCAUUCUGUUCUUAUCAUGUGAAAACGGCCAUGCUUCACAUGUGGACCCAGAACCCACAGGACAGUCAGUGGGAAUUCACAAAUCUAAGUUUCUGCUUUGAUAAGUUUUUGAUGUUUUUCAUUGAGUGUCUCAGGACAGAGAAACUGGACCAUUAUUUUAUUCCAAAGUUCAAUCUGUUCUCUCGAGAACUAAUUGACAAAAAGAGUAAAGAAUUUCUGUUAAAGAAAAUUGAGUAUGAAAGAAACAAUAGAUUUCCAAUUUUUGACAAGUUUUGAAAUUACAUAUGUGUAUUAUAAUUUGUGCAUGUGUUAUGUGUUCCUAGGCCAGAGGGUUGGUGCCAGAUGUCUUUCUCAAUCACACUUCACUUUGUGUGUGUGUGGGGGGGGGGCGGGGGUCAAGACAAGGUUUAUUUGUAUAGUCCUGGAUGUCUUGGAACUCCCUUUGUAGACCAGGCUGGUCUCGAACUAUCCACCUUCCUCUGCCUUCAGAGUGCUGGGAUUAAAGGCAUGUGCUACCACUACCCAACACACUUUAUUUUUUUGAGACAGGAUCUGCCUCUGAACCAGGAGCUCAUGGAGGUGUCCACGUUGAUUAUCCAGUGAGUUCCCAGGGUCCACCUGUCUCUGCCUUCCCAGCCCUAGGAUGACAGAUGAACAUCACCUAUUUACUUUUACAUUUUUGUCCUCAUGCAUGCAAAGCAGAUACUGUAGUGACUAAACCAUGAGCCCAGCCUGAAAUUGUCUUUUGAAAUGAAAUUGGGUUAAAGUGACUUAAGUCCACUGUGGUGGUGCAUGCCUGUAGUUCCAGCACUUCAGAAGUGGAGGCAGAAGAAGAAUUCAAUGUGAUUCUUGGCUCUAUUUCUAGUUCGAGGAUAGCCUGGGCUAUAUGAAACCUGCUUAAAACAAAGUACAAAGGAGCUGGAGAGAUGGCUCAGUGGUUAAGAGCACUUACUGAUCUUUCAGAGAACUUGGGUUGGUUUCUGGCACCCAAUGAUAGGGCACAACUGUAACCCCAGUUGAGGGAAUCUAGUAUGAUCACUAUAGGAUCCUGCUUGCGCACAUUCAGACAAAAAUUUUUAAGAGCCCCCAAAGAAAAUGAAACUAUAAGCCCAUAAUAUGUCAAGUGUGUUGAUCUUUAUAAUUCUGGCACUUGAGAAGCUGAGGUAUGAAGGUUGCCAUGAAUGCAAGGCCAGCCUGGGCUACAAAAUAUGAUCUUGUCUCAAAACCAAAAGCCAACAACAGUCACCAUGAGUCACUGUGAGGUUUGGCCUGCUCACCCAUCCUGACUCAGAAUGGUACGCAUUCUUUUUUCUUUAGGAUGCUGGUCAGAACCUAAGGAGUCUUUUCUGCAUGUUGUACCUCCUUACUCUUUGUCUUGAAGUUCCCCUCAACCCUGUGACACAUACACUAUAUGGCUUUUUGUCUAUCAUGUGGCUGAUGUCCUCUAUGAAUGCAAAACAUAAGGCCCCAAAAUGUGAUUUUUAAUUCAAAUUUUCACAGCAGUCACUAAAAUAUAAUCAUUUUGUACUAUUUCUUAUAAUUCAAAUAUAAAGGUUAUAAUAAAAUGAAUGUCUUUCCCCAAAUAAAUCAUAAGUACUUAGUGAAUAUCACUUCUCACCUUGGAUAAGUCUGCAGAAGGUUGUGGAUAGACCAUAUUAAAAAUGGUUUAGACUUUGUCCAAACACAAGACGUACACAUGGAAGCCGUGCCUGCCCGUGUCCCAGGGUAGGAAAGGAAAAGGACAAUUAGCUCUGCAUCUUGACUUCAGGUGCUUUCUCACGUAUGGGAAAGCCCGUAAUGUAUUUUUUAUUUAUUUUAUUUUAUAUGUUUUUACAAAAGCAAUGGUACCUGAUGGGGGAAUGGGUGUGGACAGAGAAUGACUCUCUUCUGCAUUCAAGCAGCAUCCCCAGUGACAACUGAUGCUCUUGAACUUUUUCCGAGUACUUUGUAUUGCUGUGGAAGCUUCUUUCUCGUUCUGUACUUGUUAGUUCCCUGUGUAACAAUGUCUAUCACUGGUUUGUCUUCACUUUUUUGGUAUCUUUAAAUAAGUAAAAUUUAAAAGUAUUAAUGUAGUUGAAUUUAUCAGUCAGAGUUUGUGCCUUGUACUUAACAUCCACUGAGUUUGAGCAUCACAGAAAAGGUGUCAACAUGGAGAGGAAAGGUUUGAGGACAAUUAACAAGUAGAAUGCCAGACUAACAAUAAAUCCAGGCUCUGCUUAACACCUUCAGAUAUGUCCCCCUCUCCCCGGUGGUACACAAAGCCCUGGAUUCAAUUCCCAUGUAAAUAAAGUCAAAAGAAAAUUAUAGGCCUUGAAAUUCAGAUCCUCUUUCCCCAGCCUCAUCAGUAUUUGGGAUUAUAUUCAUAAACUGCCAGACAGGACUUGCAUUGCUCAAGUUCAACUCAUGCUUCGAUUUUCGACAAGUGCUUACUGUUCUGAUGGCUUUUAAAAAGACUUUACAGAACAACUUUAUUGAUAUACAGUACACUCAACACAGUUUAUCCAUUUGAAGUGUACAGUUCAAUGAUGACCCUAGUUCCUCUGCAACAGCCAGUGUUCUUAAUUGUUGAGUCAUCCUUUCCAUUCCUAACAAGAACUCUUGAUGACAAAGCCAACUUCUCAGCCCCAAAGUAUUGCCAGUUCAAUGUCCUAGUUCAAUGUCCCAGGCCGGCUUCGAACUCACAGAGAUCUGCCUGUCUCUGCUUCCCAAGUGCUGGAAUUAAAGGUAUGUGCCACCUCACCCGUUUAUUUUAUUUAAUGAUUUAUUUAUUUGUAACAGUAUUCUGCCUGCACACCAGAAGAGGACAUCAAAUUACAUUACAGAUGGUUGUGAGCUACUAUGUAGUUGCUGGGAACCGAACUCAGGACCUCUGGAGGAGCAGACAGUGCUCUUAAAUGCUGAGCCAUCUCUCCAGGCUGCUUGUUUUUAAGGAAGGUUGAUCGAGUAGUUACUGGAGCUCUGAGUGUUCUCACAUCAUCUCAGUACUUGAGUACGUGUUCUAGAAGACAAAAUUAGAGAAGCUACCCAGUGCCUGGAUUGUAAAGAACAGUUGUCAUGCUCAGAGAAGCAGGUCACUGUCCCUGUAUUCAGCUUUUUAUGAUUAUAUACAGUAAGACCACUUACCUGCAGUUUUUCUUUGCAUGAUCUGUUACAGUCAACUGGGGUCCAAAACAUAAGUGGAAAACUUGAAAUAAUAAAAAUAUGUAUGUUUAAAGUUAUGUUUUUCUGAGUGACAUGCUGGAAUCUGGUACCAUCAUACUUGACUACCACAGUAUCCUGCUCAAACCUUACUAGGGCAGGCAUCACUCCUUUGUUCACUAUAUCCAUGCUGUAUUUGCUACCUUCCCAUUACUUACAUAAUAGCAUCCUUAAAAUUGUUUUAGAUUCCUUGUGUACUGAUGUUUUGCCUUAAUGUUUGUAUGCACACCACACGCAUGCCUGUCGAGGCCAUAAGAGGCUGUCAAGUUCCCUGGAACUGGGAUUAUAGGUGGUUGAGCUGCCAUGUCAGGGCUGGGAACUGAACCUGAGUUCUGCAAGAGCAAGAACUGCUCUAAACUGCUGCGCCAUCUCUCUAGCUCCUACACUUGCACAAUUAGUCAUCAAAUUAUAUCACUGCAGUUCUUGUGUUGUUAAGCCCUAUGUUACUUAAUAAUGGUUCCAAAAUGCAAUAGUAUGAACAUGAGCAAUUUGCUUAUGUCAAAGAGAAAGGUAGCAAUGCUUUUAAGAAAGUAAAAUGGCCUAGAGAGAUGGCUGGUGGGGAAGAGCACUAGCUGCUCUUCCAGAGGACUCUGGUUCAGUUCUUAGCACACACAAUGGUCUGUCUCUCUAGCUCUAGGUGUACUUCUUUUCUUUUGCAGUGCUGGCGAUUGAACCCUUGGUCUUGCACAUGCUAGGCAAGCGGCCUACUACUCAGCUACAUCCUCAGCUUCACAUUGUCUUAAAAAAAUACUAUAGAUAAAACCAUCUUUCUUAAAGAUUUAUUUAUUAUGUAUACAAUGUUCUGCCUGUAGCAGAGGGCACCAGAUCUCAUUAUGGAUGGUUAUGUGCUUGCUGGGAAUUGAACUCAGGACCUCUGGAAGAGCAGCCAGUGCUCUUAACCUCUGAGCCAUCCUUCUAGCUCCUAGAUAAAACCUUUUAGCACUACAACUUAGCACUACAAAUAUCCAUGAAAAAAAUUUCAACAAGGUUAAAAACUAUUGAUUUUUAUUAAAGAAAGUAUAAAACAUUAAAUUCUACAUUUCAAAACACUAUUAUUUUAAGAAUCAGUCAAGUCUCUUCAUAUUGAUGCACGUUUCAACAAUUCCACUUUGAAUAAAAUCUUGAAUCCUAAAAAGUAAGUGGGGAAAAAAGUUACUAUUUACAAAAUUAUUAGUUUUGUAUCUUGAUUCUUGGUGGCCCUUGCUAUACUGGAACUCACUCUGUAGACCAGACUGACCUUGAACCAGGAUAUCCACCUGCCUCUGCCUCCCAAGUGCUUAAAGGCAUUGCCCAGCUCAAAAUUCUUGUUUUUAAAAGGGUGAUUCGAUUACAUAAUAUAAAAUCACUCUCAACCAUUUUCAGCUGUGCAGUUCGGUGGUGGUAACAACAUUCACUGUGCAAUUUCUAUAGCUUUCAACUUACAAAACUCCAAAGUCUAUAUCCACUAAACAGCAAUGUCCUCUUUGCUUAACCCCACCCAUCCUUGAAAGCACUUUUCUGUUUCUGUGACUGUUCUUUGAUAUAAGGGUCUCAGGUAAUCCCAGGCUGCCCUAAAACUGAUCUGCUGCCUCCAUUAAAAUUUGGUAUUUUAGGUGCCUCAUACUGGACUCAUAUACAGUACUUCCUCUUUUGUAACUUUUUCAUUUAAAGCACAAUGUCCUCAAGAUUCACUCUGGUUGCAACAGGUAGCAUAUCUUUUUAAGGUUAAAUGUCCCACUGUUACAUACGUGAUAUACUGUAUUAACUUAUUCUUGUACUUUUGGGUUGCUUCCAAGAGAGAAGUGCUGUUUUUAAAGCACGGUGCUGUAAAUGUGAGGGUGUACAUUAAUAAAUACGAU